Messenger RNA from Phalacrocorax carbo (great cormorant), 1600 nucleotides. The record is from RefSeq and is a predicted model, not a curated record. NCBI's taxonomy places the organism in Eukaryota, Metazoa, Chordata, Aves, Suliformes, Phalacrocoracidae.
CAUGGCUCUGCCUCCGAGACCACCUGCCUAAAGCUGCUUUAAUCAUGUGCAUCUUUCCUAAAUUUCUCAGUGCUCCUGCUCUUCAGCUAGCUGCUGUCUGGUCAGGUGCUGCGGAGAGGCGAGAUGUGGCUGCUGCUGGUGGCCCUGUGCCUGGCCCAGGGGCUGGGUGAUGCCAUCCCACUUGCUGGAGUGAGCCAUGACAACCCCGAGCAGUCAAUGAACAUCAGCGAGAAGAUCCGUUUCCACGGCUAUCACAGUGAGGAGUAUGAUGUGCUGACAGAGGACGGCUACUUCCUUAGCCUCAACCGGAUUCCCCAUGGCAAGGGGGACACUGGGCACUCAGGAUCCAGGUCACCUGUGUUGAUAGUGCAUGGAUUCAGUUUAGAUGGUGGUGACUGGGUGGACAACCUCCCCAACAGCAGCCUGGGCUUCAUCCUUGCGGAUGCUGGGUACGAUGUCUGGAUUGGAAACAGCCGGGGCAACACCUGGUCCUGCCGGCACCUGAACCUUUCUGUUGACGAAGAGGAGUUUUGGGAUUUCAGCUUCCAUGAGAUGGCUGUGUAUGACCUCCCCGCCCUGGUGGGCUUCAUCCUAAGGCAAACUGGGCAGGAGAAACUGUUCUAUGUUGGCCACGCUCAGGGCAACUCUCUGGGUUUCAUAGCGUUUUCUAGCAUGCCACAGCUGGCUGAGAAAAUCAAACUCUUCUUUGCACUGGCUCCUCUCUACACCUUUCAUCACGUCAAAGGCCCUGUGUUAAAGAUAGCAUUUUUACCAGACGCAGUGUUGAAGGCAAUAUUUGGAACAAAACAACUGACUCUGGUGGGGAGGAAGGAGAGAGCCACCAUUGCCAAGACGUGCAGCAAUCUACUGACAGCUGAAGUCUGUGAAAAUGAGAUCUUCCUCAUUGGCGGGUACAACAAGAAGAACUUGAACAUGAGCCGACUGGAUGUAUACCUAGCUCAUUUUCCAGACUAUACAUCAGUAAAAACUCUUCUCCACUGGGGACAGACUGCCAAAACCGGGGUGUUCAAGCAGUUUGAUUAUGGGGAGAAGAACCAGGAAAAGUACAACCAGGCCAACCCCCCUUUGUACAGGAUAGAAGACAUGAUGGUGCCGACUGCGCUGUGGAGUGGUGGGGAGGACUGGGUGAAUCCCCCUCAGGAGACCCAGCGCUUGCUCCCCCGCAUCACCAAGCUUGUUUUUCAUGAGCACUUCCCUGACUGGAAUCACUUUGACCACCACUGGGGUCGGGAUGCCCCUCAACGCAUGUACAGGCAGAUGGUCACGCUGAUGGAGCAAAAUCCAUGAAUGGCCCAUGUGUUUCCCUGGGAUGGAGGAGCUACCUGUUCCCACGUGCCUGGACACAUAGGUUUUGUGUGAGGGUUGCCAUUCUGCUCUUCCCUUCUUAAAAAUGUCUCCUAUCACCCUAUUUCACACCGACUAUCUCAAACGUAACAGUGUUAUUUCUGCCUGCCCUCUGUGACUACAGAUUGCAAUAAACUCUUGCAUCACAGCCAAGCUUCAACCCUUUGCUUGGUGGGCCUCACUGGGGUUCUGUUUGCACCCCAUUGCUGGGGCGAGGUGUGCAGGAUAAACUGUU